Messenger RNA from Penaeus indicus, 9547 nucleotides. RefSeq names its product obscurin-like (gene Obsc). Gene Ontology annotation, molecular function: ATP binding; protein binding; protein kinase activity. The transcript is spliced from 50 exons. Gene Ontology annotation, biological process: protein phosphorylation. The coding region runs from base 20 to 8212 and encodes 2730 amino acids. NCBI's taxonomy places the organism in Eukaryota, Metazoa, Arthropoda, Malacostraca, Decapoda, Penaeidae. The record is from RefSeq and is a predicted model, not a curated record.
GAAGGAUGGCAAGCAACUCAUGGAAAGCGAUCACAUUAAGUUCACGAAGGAGUCUGACACAGUGUUUGCCUUCAAGAUCGACAGCAUGCAGAUGGACGACUGCUGUACAUACACGGUCGUGGCCAGCAACCCCAUGGGCCAGGUGUCCGAGUUCUUCACCAUCGCCACAGACGCAGCUCCUCAGAUCACCCGCGGCCUCGACCCCGAGAUCGAGAAGCGAUACACCUACGACAUCGCCCUUGAAGUCCGAGGUACCGGCAGCCCCAAGCCCAUGGCCAGAUGGUACAAGAACGGAAAGGAGAUCAUGGCUGACGACAGGUUCAAGAUGGUCGUUGAUGAAUCCUUCUACAUCCUUAAGAUCCGCCGCUUGGAGAGGAAGGACAAGGGCACCUAUUGCUGCGAGCUCUCCAACUCGAGCGGAACUGCGAAGACCGAGGGUGUGCUGUCGGUGCGAGCUCCUCCAGACUUCGUCACGCCGCUUAAGGAUGCGUGCGCCAAGGAGGGCGGGAAGGACGUCAAGAUGUUCGUCGAGUGGGAAGCCAACCCGGCGCCAACCGUCAAAUGGUUCUUCAACGACAAGCCCAUUCGCGACGAUACCCCCGGCUAUACCCUCCGUGGACAGGACACCAGCAUGGUGCUCACCAUUCACGAGGCGACAGAGGAUGUUGUUGGCACGUACACCGUUAAGGCAACUAACGAGUACGGCGAAAGCGUCUGUAAGGCCAGGUUCCGUCUGCACGAAGCUCCUGUUGUUACCGAAGGCCUCAAGGACGCAGAAUUCCUUGAAGACAGCAGUGCGAAGUUUACCUUCAAGGCAACGGGCGUCCCCACUCCUGAGAUCAAAUGGACGAAGGACGGCAAGAAGUGGAGCCCCGACAUGAACCGCGUGAAGAUCAAGCAGGAGGGCGACGACACCUUCACGCUCUACUUCGACGAAGCCAAGACCGAGGACUCGGGCCAUUACGUGGCUACGAUUUCCAACGUCGAGGGCACCGCAAGCACCGAGGCCACCAUCGUUGUCAACACGCCGCCCCACAUCAAGGGCAGCAACUUCAGGGACGGCAAGACUUUCAUCGCCAUGCAUAAAUUUGUGCUGGAAGUGGAAGCCACCGCAGUGCCCGAGGCGGAGGCGACCUGGUAUUUCAACGACAAGAAACUCUCCGCGGAGGAAGACAAUGUCAAGUUCGCCUUCGACGGCAACAAGUACACAAUGGAAAGGAUUGGCAGCGAUCCCGAGCACAGCGGACAGUACAAGUGUGUGUUGAAGAACAAGAUCAAGGAAGUGGAAGAGAUUGGACAGGUCACCGUCAUCGAGAAAGAAGCUCGAGUACGCCGCCCGCUCGAAGAUAUUUACGUCAAAGAGAACACAGAUGCCACACUCAAGUGCCAGAUCGUGGGAGACCCCAUCCCCAGCGUGGAGUGGCUUCGUAAUGGAAAGCCUCUGCCGCCGUCGGAGCGUUACGAAGUAUCGGAGGAGCGCAUGAAGGGCUGGCACACGCUCGUCCUCAAGGAAGUCACCGAGCAGGACAAGAGCACCUUCACGGUGAAGGGCAAAAACAAGCACGGCGAGUGUGAGACCACGGCGCGCCUGGGUGUGCUGGUCCGGCCACAGCCAGGAGAACUUCACGAUGCCACCGUCGAUUAUGGCAAGGACCUUCUCCUCAACGUUGCCAUCCAUGCCUUCCCGCCUCCCAAGAUGGUUUGGACCUUGGACGGCCGCGAACUGCAGGAGGGCGACCACUACGAGUACACAAGGGACGAGGAAAAGGAAGUUUACGGCCUCCUCGUUCACUCGGCUGUCCUGGAGGACGCCGGCAAGAUCACCUUCACUGCCUCCAAUGCUGCAGGUUCCGAGUCUGGGUCCUGCACCGUCAAAGUACACACCGAGAAGCCAGCCAUCGUAGCUGAUCUGGAGGACUUGAGCUUCUGCCUGGAGGACGACGCCGUGUUCACCCUCCGCGCCUCGGGCCUCCCACUCCCCGACGUCGAAUGGAAGCUGCACGACAAGGUGGUCAAGGCGGACGAGCGCCACGUCUUCACCAACCCCGAACCGGGAGUCUACUGCAUGACCAUCAAGGACGUCUGCAUGAACGAUUACGGCCCUGUGGCGGUCGUGGCCAAGAGUCUGGUGGGCGAGUGCGCGUCGGCCGCAAAGUUCUCGCAGAAGAAGAUACCCUGCGAAGUGGUUGAGGGCCUGGAGAACGUCACCAAGGGCGCCGAAGGGGAUGACGUCUCUCUCACCGUCAAGAUCAGGGCUUCGCCGAGACCCAACUUCGUUUGGACGAAGGACAGCGACAACUGCGAGGCCAGCGAGAAGAUCAUAAUCGAGAUGAAGAAGACGUCGUACUGCGAGGCGACCAUCUCCCUCACUCUGGUCGAGGCCUCCUCCAUCGACUCCGGCCAGUAUCGCCUCAGGUUCCAGAACGAGCUUAACGAGGAGAGCUCAGAGACCGCACUCAUCGUCAGGCCCGAGCGCAGGAAGCCCAAGAUCACCAAGCCUCCCAAGGAACUGCAAGUCUUGGAGAGGAAACGCGGUAUUUUCCAAGCCAAGGUUACUGGAUUCCCCAAGCCCGAGGUCAAGUGGAUGAAGGAUGGACGGCAGAUCUACCCGACAGACAUCAUUGACACUGGUGUCACUGGAGACGGAUUCCAGUACCUUGAGUUCAAAACAGUUACCAUGGAGGACGUUGGUCAAUACACCAUCUUUGCUUCCAACGAAGAGGGAACCGCUGAAGCCCAUGCUUCACUCACUGUCGUUCCUCCUCCAUCGAAGCCCGAGUUCCUCCAGAGCUUGAAAGCCAGCAAGGUCAUUCUGGGAUACCCAGUUAGGAUGGAGGUUAAGCUUGGCGGACACCCGAUGCCAGAAGUCCAGUGGUUGAAGGACGGCCAGCCUCUCAACAUUGACGGAACGCACUACAAGCAGAUAGUGGAGCCCGACGGGACGGUGAUCCUGCAGAUCGACGCGGCCACCGAGGGCGAUAUGGGAGAAAUCACGUGCGUAGCGAAGAACCCCGAGGGCGACUCCCAAUCCUCCGCCACACUCUCCGUCCUCGGCUUCAAGCGCGAGGACGGUCAGCCCGACGGCCCUGCUGCCUUCACCGAAGGCCUCAAGGACAUGUGCUUCGACGAGGGUAUGGUGAUGCGCCUUCCCGUGGCGAUGAAGGGCGGCCCAGUUCCAAACAUGAAGUGGUACAAGGACGGCCAGGAGAUCAAGCUGGACGACCGCUGCUUCUUCACCUACGACGGCGAUCGGACAUACCUUGAAAUCCGUCCUUGCAAGGGAUCCGACUCAGGAAUGUAUAAGUGUGUAAUCCAGAACAGUCAUGGAUCAGCUGAGACGGAGUGCGAAGUGUCCAUCAGGAAGUGCUACGAACCUCCAUUCUUCACCAGCACCUUCACCAGAAUGGAUAAGCUGCCUGGUAGUGAGGUUAAGAUGUCGGUGAGGUACGACGGCGUGCCCAAGCCCGAGCUCUCCUGGUUCCACAACGGCGAGCCCAUCCUACACGACGGUGACAAGUACCGCAUCAGGAAGGAGGGCGAUGGUCAGACUCUCACGGUGAAGGAGCUCACCUACAGCGACUCUGGCAACUGGAAGGUUGUCGCCAAGAACCGCGAGGGAGAAACUGAGCACGAGGCAGAACUCAAUGUUUCUGAUGACGUAGAUCCUAAUAGGCGCGUGGAGGCCCCUGUGUUCAUGAAGGUGAUUGGAGACCAAGAGCUUUUCGAAGGCUACAACGCUCUCUUCAAGGCUGUGGUGUCGGGCAAGCCAGAGCCUGAGUUCAAGUGGCUCAAGAACGGAGGCACCAUCGUGGCAUCGAACCGCGUUAUCAUGGAGCGCGAUCCUGAGGGUCUCAUUCGUCUCACCAUUAAGAGGAUUACGCCCGAGGACGCCGGCCAGUACACUCUCAAGGUCUGGAACGAUUAUGGCGAAGCCACCUGCCACGGCAAGCUCAUCUGCGAGACCCUGACCAGCAGGAAGAAGCGACCGGUGGGCGACGAGUACAAGGGCUUCGAUAGGAUCAGGCGCUCCGGCGUCCCUAUGCCGCUGCCCGAGAAGCCCAUGAUCAGCGCCCUGGCAGACCGCCGCCUCACCCUCUCCUGGAUGCCCCACCUCGCCGCGCCCCAGACCAUGCCCUGCACUUACCAAGUGGAGAUGUGCGACGCGCCCGACGGCGACUGGUUCACGGUUAGAACAGGCAUUCGCGGCUGCAGCGUUGACAUCACCAACCUCAUGCCAAAAGGCGACUACAAGUUCCGCGUCCGCGUAGCAAAUAAGUAUGGUGUGUCUGAGCCAUCUCCUUACGUCGCCACCCAGAGGUUUAAGCUGGAAUUGCCUCCCGUCCGCUACGAGCCGCAGAUGGACCCCAACUACGAGUACAAGGGCGAUGGACCAUACGUUCCCGAGGGCUUCAGGAUCAGCCGCGACUCUCAGGGCAACUAUUUCGCUGCCCCGAGAUUCCUCCGCCUGCCGCACGACACGCAGUAUGGCUUGAAGGGUUUCAAUGCCAACAUCAAGUGGUAUGCGUACGGAUACCCAACCCCGAAAGUCAGAUUCGUGAAGAAUGGGCAGCCGCUUGAGGUUGGAGACAAGACGCGUUUCAAGUACAGCCAGGAAGUGACGGGUGAGAUCUGCCUCUACAUCGAUAGGAUGACCGAGGCCGAUGUGGGCACGUAUGAGUGCCUGGUCCGCAACGAGCAUGGCGAGUCACGCCAGCGCAUCAAGAUGGACAUCUGCGAGUACCCGCGGGUGCUGGAGCCACUCGAGGAGCUCCACCUCAAGGCCAACUCCUCAGGAAAGAUUGCUUGCAGAAUCACAGGCUUCCCUCCGUGCCAAGUGCAGUGGUUCAGGGACUGGGAACCUAUUGCCUUCACUUAUAAACUCAGGCCGGCGCAGUCGGAGCCAGACUUGUAUUUCCUUCAUAUCAGUGGAUGUCAAAUCAAGGAUUCUGGAUUAUACUCCGUGGCUGCUUCGAAUGUUGCUGGCACAGUUCACAGUUCCUGCAUGGUCCACGUUGAGGAUGACGACAUCGGCUUCUUCUGGAUGGGCCCAGGCUCCGGCCGCAGCGUGACCAUGAACAACCGCCGCGGAACACUAGAGGACCACUACGACGUGGGAGACGAGCUAGGUCGCGGAACGCAAGGUGUCGUCUAUCACUGCGUGGAACACCACACUGGUCGCAACUUUGCUGCUAAGUCCAUGUGGGGCAAGGACCAAUUUAAGGCCUGGAUGCAGAACGAAUUCGAGAUGAUGAACGCUCUCAACUCCUGCAAGCAAAUCGUUCGUUUGUACGAUGCGUAUGAGGGACCCAAGAACAUGGUCCUUGUCACAGAACUAUGUGGUGGAGGAGACCUGCUCGGAACUCUGACUCAGCACCAGUACCUGACGGAGUACGAGGUGUGCCACUACGUCCGCCAGAUCCUGUGCGCACUCGAAUACAUGCACGACCGCUGUAUCGCGCACCUCGGCCUUAACGUUGGAGACAUCCUUCUAACGCGUCCCAAUGGCAUCGAAAUCAAGAUCGGCGACCUGUCCCUCGCCAGAAACAUCCGCAUCAGUAAGGUCGCACCAUUGGACUACGGCAUGCCCGAGUUCGUGGCACCAGAAGUGGCAAACGGCGAGGGUGUGACAUAUGCCGCUGACAUGUGGUCUUUGGGCAUAAUCACGUACCUACUUCUGUCAGGAACCUCACCAUUCAGGGCCGAGAACGACCGCGAGACGCUGACCCGAGUGAAGAAGGGAGAGAUGAGCUUCGACAUGGAGGCCUUCAGGCACAUCUCGGACGAGGCCAAGGAUUUCAUCGCCAAGCUCCUGCUGUUCAAGCCUGACGUGCGCAUGAAUGUGAAGGACGCCCUCCUGCACCCAUGGAUCAAGAAGUGCCUCAACCCGCCAGCUGAUGCUUAUAAGAUCAACACAGACAGACUAAGGUCGUAUUACGCCAAGUUUAGGGACUGGUAUAGCAACGCCUCGUGCAAGCGCUGGUUCCGCCGCCGCACCCUCGCGUCCUGCUUCACCCAUCCCAGCAAGAUGGUGUAUCCUCCGGGAGAGGUGUACACCCCACCAGAGUCGCCGGAGAGGGACAUCGUUCCUGCUGAGGUGGAGGACUACCACGUGCCUCAAAGAAAAUACUCCUAUGAGCUCGGCCUCAUCAAAAAUGAGAGCCACUACCAGAUGGGCCCCGACACCUACCUGCUUCAGCUACGCGACGUCGACUUCCCGUGUCGCCUGCGGUCUUACAUGAAGGUGGCCACCGAUCGGUCGCCCGCCUUUGCCAUGAGCAUGCGCGAAAACGACUACGACUACACUAGGAUCCCCAUUGUGCACGAACGUCGCCGCUUCACGGACGUCAUGGACGAGGAAAUUGACGACGAGCGGAAGAGGACGGCGCUGGACCGGUACACAGCCGGGUUUGUGAGAAGCAGAAUGGAAACUUGCUCCCUCGACAUGCCGAGGAGAGUGAAGCAAGAGGUGACAAGCCGUCUCUCCAUCUACGACGAAGUGGUGGCGAGGAAGGAGGGCGCUCACUACGGCACGGCUCCCUUUCUCAGGGAGAAGCCCGACACCUGUGCGAUCACGGACGGCUGCCCUCUCACGCUUACUUGCGUCUUCACCGGCGACCCAGAACCUGUCGUCCAGUGGUUCAAAAAUGACAUCAUCCUGGGCGAAAAUUCACGGGUGUCCAUCCACACUGCCAAUGGCCGCUCCACCCUCACCUACCAAGAGUGCCAUGACUACGACGUCGGCCUCUACAAGGUAGUGGCCAGGAACACCCUGGGACAAGCCACCCACCGAUUCAGGCUUGUCCAGGGCCACAUUCCAGGCCCCUGUGACUCCCCCGACGUAUCUGAAAAGUCAGACACCGAGGUCUUGCUUCACUGGACCCCCCCUGCAGAUGAUGGCGGCUCGCAGAUCUUGUGCUACCAUGUGCAAAUGAAGUUGCCAGGUGACACUGAAUGGCUUACGGUAAGCGAAAAUAUCGACCAUGAGUUCUUCCUGGUAAAAGGCCUGACUGAGAAUUCGAUCUACCAGUUCCGAGUUGCGGCAAAGAAUUUCGUUGGUUGGGGAGAUUUCUCGGUCGGCACUGCAGCCAUCAGAACUGCUGCUGCAGGAGCCCCGAAGGUGCGGACGACACGAGAGAUGCAGAUCCUGCAGCAGGCAACAGAGAGUGGAAAAAUUGUGCUGCCUUUCCUGGAGAAGAAAGAGCUCGAUUACAGGAAGGAGACCGACCCCGUCAAACUCAAGUCCGGGGAAAAUGCCCAGUUGCAGGUGCGAAAGUACGAUAUGAUCGCUGAGCUGAGCCGAGGCAGGUUUUCCGUAACGGCCAAGUGUAUCCGCGCCGACGACCGCCGCCACUUCGCUGCUAAGCUGCUCGAGAACUACGAUCGGGAAGACGUCGUUAGGGAGGAGUUCGAGGUGUUCAAGACGCUGCGCCACGAGAGGAUCGCGCAGCUCUACGAGGCUUACAAUGUGGGUGACGUGACAGUGUUUAUCAUGGAGCAGCUGGCAGGCUUGGACGUUCUCACGUACUUGGCCAGCAAGCGCGAAUACUCAGAGCAGCACGUAGUCACUAUCGCUAUGCAGGUUCUCGACGCCUUGUCUUACCUUCACUGGCGAGGAAUGUGCCACCUAGACCUCCAGCCCGACAACGUAGUGCUCACCACGCCCCGUCGCUGCGACGUCAAAUUAGUGGACUUUGGCAGCACCCAACGCGUCUCUAAACAGGGCUCGACAGUGCCAGUCAAUGGUCUCCUUGACUUCGUAGCGCCUGAGGUUCUAGCCGAGCAGAAAGCCUUCCCUUCGAGCGACAUUUGGUCUCUUGGCGCCCUCAUCUACCUGCUCUUGUCGGGGAAGAGUGCCUUUGGCGGCGUGGACGAAGAGGACACGCACCAGAACAUCCUGCACGUGAGAUAUCGGUACGAACAUCUGGGAAGCAACACGACGCAAGAGGCCAUUCGCUUUCUGAUGCUUAUCUUCAAGAGAGAUCCGAGCAAACGACCAACCUUGGACGACUGUAGGGAACACAAAUGGUUGGUGGAAAAUGACUACAUUGUUAAGAAACGAGAACGAGCUACGUUCUUAGGCAGUCAGCUAAGGGACUUUGAUCUGUCCUACCAUAAGGAGAGAGCAAUCGCUGCCACCAAGUCCCUGCAUCUCCUCACUUAUGGCGGCAAAGAGAUUCCGGCAGCCAUCACUUACGAACCAGAGACGCAAUAACCCCAAUAAGAAAACUGGGAACAAACUUAAGUUUUAAGGUCGUGCUGCUAUCUGCCAAAGAGGAUCUUUGCCCCAACUUUUUCUUCUUCACAUGUUUGUGUCUCUAUUCGAGAAUGUUUGAUUUCGUGUACUCCGCACGAGUCUCUGAAUGCCAAUGACCCUGCUUGAGCUGAUUUACCAACUUCAGUCACUUGCAGCAGAAGCAGGUUUUAAUGCCAAAGCGCUUCCAGUAGAGACACAUUUUCACGGCUUGCCUAUAUUACCUUUGGGAAGAGCUUGGCGUACGUUUCCGAUCAUUUGGUGGCAAUACAUGAUCGACUUUAAAUCUUGAAAGACUGUAUAUGAUUACUUUCUUGUGGAAAGCCAAAUCAAAUUGCACCCUAAACAUUAUUUUGGAAGAAAAUGAAAUUUAUGUAAGAAAAGGAUUAUCAUGGGCGAGAAAGUACAAGAAUGGUUGGCCGUUCUGAUUUUAUUUGAAUGUUCUUUGUUUAUUUUCAGAUUUAGAAUAAAUGAGAGUUAUAUUGACAGUAGAACAAGUAGGAUAUAUGAGAUACUCACUAUAUUAUGGGCUAAAAAGUAUAUGAUCUUGGAAAUUAUAUGGAAUAUGUAAGUAUUUGAAUUUUUGUGUUCACACAAUACAUUUCUUUGUCAUCGUAGAAUAUUAUUUUAGUUAACGAUUAUAUUUCAUUUGCUUCUGGGAUUUAUUAAUGCAAGAUUUUCUCUCUAGUUUAUCUUUAUUUUAUUGUUUCGUAAGGCUGUCAGUAUUCCAGAGUUAGAGAUAAGAAUUUAUAGAAUUUGGUGCUUUUGGUGAAACCCGUCUUAGGAAGAAUAUAGGUUAGUGCACUGCAUUGACGUGGAAAAUGUAUGCAUUUUUUUCUUGAAAUAAAAUAUAACCUGCACACAUGCACCCAACGCUGGGUAUGCGAAAUCCCAUCUUUUUUGUCUUUGUCAUGUUCAUCUCAGUAGAUUCAGAAUGAGGCUUCGGUACACGAUAUUAUGACCACAGUGCUUUAGAGUAGAGUAAUGUUGUUUUCGAAAGUUCUUUGAGUAAUCUACUUUUUUGGCAAACCCAUAUAUAACGAUCCAUUAAAAGCCUCUGCCAUAUAUUUUUUCUGAUGUGCAUAUGAUAGUUGUAGUCACCCUUAAUAGUCUGUUAACUGUAUUGUUUGUCACAUGUUUGAGGUUGUUUGCCAUUUCUUUUGCUGACUCUUCUUCGACGUCAUGGUCAGUCGUGCUGAUGAAGGGCCGGCUGACGAAUGAUUUUGAGGAAACUAGUGUAAUGUUGUACAGAAUAUUGGUAUCGUCUGAUUUUGACGAAUAUAAAGCUUUCAUUAU